AUUAUCUUCAGUCAAGUCGCGUAUUUGUAUGACAAAACAUGUCGUAAACGCAAAAGGAAAGCAUGAAAUCAACAACAACAAUAGCAACAAUAAAGCUGACGAAUAACACAACAAGAAUUUUGACAACAAUUAGUCGAAUUUUAUAGUAGCAAAUUUAAUAGAAAUACUCGAGUGUACACGUGUGGAUUUAGUGAAUUUUAGAAUAGCAAACGAAUUUUGUAAUGCGAGGCGACUGAUGAAUUGUGAAGCAUAGCGCAUUAAAAGUAAAACGAAAAUACAUAAAUGUUGAGGCGUCACAGGGCCAAAUGAAAUGGCAAUCGAUUUUUUAUUUUUCGAUGAUGACGAUUUCGCAGCCAAACUUGGUGGAACUCGGUGGAAGGUGAAUGCGAAAACAAACCUCGAGCACACGAGGCGAGACUGUGAUCAAAUCAAAAUAAGAAACUUUUAAGCGGUAGUUAACUUUUUUGCAACUUUUCAAGCGCGUAGUUAGAACAUUUCUGCAAUCAAUUUUUACAUGUGUGUGUGUGCCACGCCUUUUAACUAAAUUUUGAAAAUAUAUUAAAAAAAAUUAUAGCGAAUGAAAUCAAAACAUUGAAAAACGGCUCAAAUUACCUAGUAAAACCGCUAAAAUAUAUUUAGUGAACAGCUGUACAAAAACAGCAGCAACAACAACAACACACUUUGCAAUAUUGUUUCUCGAUUUGUUGAUAUUAACAAGUGGAAGAUAAACAAAAUAGAAAAAAAACCACACAUAAAUGACUAACACAAAUGUUCGUUAACUUUAUUAGCGCACAAUAAAGUAUAUACGCAGCACAGCUAUUACAACAACAACAACAACAACAACAACAACAACAACAACAAUUGAUAAAAUAAAUAAAAAACAAAAAAAAAACAUAUGUAAAUGACAAGAUCAAGCAGGCAGGCAGACAGCGCCAAUGCAAGUCCAAUAGGUGAGAAUAACAUUGCAAAGCGGAAAGCGAAAGAAAUUUAUUGUUGUAUUUAUUGUUGUACGUGAGAGUCGAUUGAAAGCGAGCCGGCAAGCGCUGAGGCUGUGAUUCAUGCAAUGCCAAAGCGUUUGUGAAUUUUUCGAAUAUUUGGCAGGUUGUGAUUGCUUUAUGAGCCACUACACAGACGCUUGUGCUUGAAAAGAAAAGUUGAUAAACGUUCUUGAGUUCAGUAAAACAAAAGCUUGAAAGUAUUGAAAGAAAGAGUUAACCAACAAAGUGAUAACAACAACAAUGAACUUGUAUGCCUUUAAUUCGGUGGAAAAAAGUAAAUUUCAUAUUUAUUGACGCAUAUGCGGCUUAACACGAAGACGCAAUUACUGGCUGACUACAAAAAUAAACAAAAGCCAGUUGUUAACACGCCAAAAACAACAUUUUUGUUGUCAGCAGAGCAUAAGUGGAGAAAAGGCGGUUUUCAGCGCCCGUAUGCCCAGACUACAAAGCAACUUGGUUGCCAGUGGAAAUCAAAAGAAAAUAAAAAAAAUUGUGUUGUCUGCCACUCGUACUCGCACUUAGAACUGUAGAUAUACAUACAUACAUACACAAAAAAUAUAAAGAAAGUCCUUCACUUCAACGAUUUUAUGCAGCUGUUCUACUUUUGAGUUCCAAAGCCUAAGUGAAUGCGUGUUUUUAGCUUCUACAACAAAAUAAAACAAAAAUAUUACAAAAACAACAACAAAAAUUUAAAUACAAAAACAACAACAAAAAUUUAAAUACAAAAACAACAAAAAAAAUUUAAAUACCAAACAACAAUAAAUUUUUAAAGAAUAGUAAACAUUUUUUAAAUAAUUUUCGUAAAUUUUAAAAUAAUCUUAAUAAUUUUUUAAAACAAUCUUAGUAAAUUUUUAAAAUGUGUUUUCGCGGUAUUUUCGAUUGCCUCUUCGGCUGUUGUAAGUCGAACAGCACACAUGGUCUAAAUGAGAGCUCCUUCUACGACUAUGUGGAACCGUUGCCCGUGUACCAAAAUGAGAAGAUCGGCAAUCUGAAGGAGGGCCUCAGCUUCACAGUGACCGGUAACAUUUUGCUCAACUGCGAGCGAUUUUCGAUAAAUUUCGUCAUUGAGAACUCCACACGCGACGUCGCGUUGCACAUCAAUCCACGGCUGCCGCAGAAUUACAUCGUGCGCAACACGAAGGUGAAAGGCGUCUGGGGCAAGGAAGAGGUCUCGUCAGCACUGCCAUUCUCACUGCAUCGCGGCAGCAAAUUCGCCAUCCAGAUCUUCAUAACCGAUAGCGAUUAUCUGAUUUCGGUGAAUGGCAUACACUUCGCCAAGUAUGCGCAUCGUUUGCCCUACACGUCGGUGUCGACGAUAGAGGUGAAGGGCGAUGUAGAGGACGUGAGCAUGGAGCGCGGCGAUGUGGAAUGCUACCCGGAGCACAUACCCGGCUUCAAUCCCAAAGAGAUACGCACAGCGUUGGACAUAUUCGACGAGCAGCCCAACGGCGACAAGUCAGUGCUCAUGCCAUACGACGAAGUGGACAGCUCGAAUUUGGAUUGGGCACCGUUGGGCAUAAAGAGCUCGAUUGCCUUAAUGAAGAAUAUCGCUUGUGGCAUACCGCUGCCUUACUAUGGACUGCUGCCGGCUGAUUCGUUGAAAGUGGGGCGCUGUCUACAGAUUGUGGGACGCGUGAAAUUGCUGCCGCAAUCGUUCUACAUCAAUCUGCAGAAGGGACAAAACUAUUGGCCACAUCCGAUCAUCGCAUUUCAUUUCAAUCCACGCUUCUCCAAGCAGAGCGGCGCCAUCGGCAAGGCGAUCGUGUGUCGGAAUGCCUGGUUCAAUGGCGCUUGGGCGGAUGAGGAACGCUCCGAAUUGGAUACGGACUUUCGACCGGGCAAAACCUUCCGUUUGGCCAUCGUGUGUGCGGAGAAUGCGUUCGAGGUCUAUUUGAAUGAGAAGCUCAUAACGGACUUCAAAUACCGCAUCAAACCGGAUGUGGUGGACACGGUCUACAUACAGGGUGAUAUUAAAUUGCGCAGUGUGGUGCUGCUCACGAAUCUGUCGCCGAAGGGCACAAGACGCAUUUACACAAAUCCACUAUUCAGAUACAACUAAUGAACGGUUCCGGGGUAUAUGGUGUGAACGAAGCGAACCAAAGUGAAAGUGAGUGUGGGACAUAUAAAGUUCAGUGCGCGAAUAAUUAAAAGAAAUUAUUUUUUUGCCCU
Molecule: messenger RNA, 3167 nt
Organism: Zeugodacus cucurbitae (melon fly)
Lineage: Eukaryota; Metazoa; Arthropoda; Insecta; Diptera; Tephritidae
Product: galectin-4
Exons: 3
Coding region: 1855-3057 (400 amino acids)
Molecular function (GO): carbohydrate binding; galactoside binding
Source: RefSeq, a predicted model, not a curated record